This is a messenger RNA of Chaetomium globosum CBS 148.51, 675 nucleotides long. RefSeq lists its product as uncharacterized. Lineage: Eukaryota; Fungi; Ascomycota; Sordariomycetes; Sordariales; Chaetomiaceae. The transcript is spliced from 2 exons. Bases 1 to 675 code for a protein of 224 amino acids. The record is from RefSeq and is a predicted model, not a curated record.
AUGGAUCCAGACUGCGCCAUCUGCCACGCUCCGGCCGCCCUCGCCUGCGAAUGCGAGGCCAAGGGCCUAGAGGUCGCCGUCAGGCAAGCCGAGAGCCGCAUGAUGCAGUCGAUAUACAAUGACAUCCGAUCGUGGGUCCGAGCUCAUGCGCAAGACUAUAUCCUCGAAUACUUCCGACUUCUCACAGAGCGACGCAAGGCGGCUCACGCCCAGCAUUUGGAACGCCUAUCCGCCCACGCAUACCAUUAUUACCAUUCCCAGCCGCACCCUAAUGAACUUGCCGCCGCCCAGGCGCAGCUAAAGCGAGGCAUCGACGAAGAUUGGCAGGCGUCGGUACAGCGCUACCCGGAAGUUCUCGAAUACUUUUACAGCUUGGUUGAACUGACCCUUCCCGACGAUAACGAGCAAGCCGUAAAGGACCCGCCUCUCAGCGCCCUUAACGGGGGUCCCCGCAAAGGCGCGCGGCGUGUUGGCGCCGCUACUACCGUGGCGAGUGGACCCAGCCUCACCGCCCAUGAAAGAGACCUACCCAUGGCCGCCCGAGGGCGAACGCCACCCCCGCUCGAGCCCCUGCGCGAGAGGAGGACACCGGCGCCGCGAGAGCGGAGGCAGUCUUACCGGGGACCGCCCCCACCGCCACCGCCACCACCCUCAUACUAUCCGCAGCCUUACUAA